Messenger RNA from Malaya genurostris, 3144 nucleotides. RefSeq names its product O-acyltransferase like protein. The record is from RefSeq and is a predicted model, not a curated record. Gene Ontology annotation, molecular function: acyltransferase activity, transferring groups other than amino-acyl groups. NCBI's taxonomy places the organism in Eukaryota, Metazoa, Arthropoda, Insecta, Diptera, Culicidae. The transcript has 11 exons. Bases 276 to 2567 code for a protein of 763 amino acids.
UAUGAAGCCGUUGUGCAUGCCGUAAUAGGGUAGGCAAACACGUGAAAUGUUGAGAUUGGUGAAUUGUGGGUUACUGCCUUGACGAUCGUUCAGUUCGCUUACGUCUGUCUUUACAUUAAGCCGGUUAAAGGGUUGUACAUUGAUUCUGUACUGAUAAAUGAUAAUAGAAGUUAUUGUUAAUUUGAUGUUAGGCUAUAAUUGAAGAGAAAAGAGAGUACCCAAUUUUAUUGCAUCAUAUUUUUGUGAGUAAAGUUCAAAGUGGAGCAGUUUUGAAAAUGAAGAUUUUGAUAUAUGUGUUUAUAUUUAUGAGUGGAAUAUCAGCUAAGCCAAUAACUCCCGAAUUACCAACAACCGGCAGAGAUGAACAAAAUCUUACAGUGUACAACAACUUAGUUGUUUUGAACGAGCUACUGGAUGUUUUUGACAUACGUAACAUAGGAUCUAAGUGGAGUGACGUUCGUAAUUUAUUGACAAGUAAUUGCUCAAAUGACAUGGGAUACUAUUUACAAGGAAUGCAAUUGGGAAAAAAAUGGGCUAUUUCAAUGGACGAUUCGUCGGGAAAAUAUAGUCAAGGAUUUUUCUGGGGCAACAAUUACUGGAUCGGAUCUAUAACACAGUGUUCCUUCAUCUAUGGAAAGAAUUUAACCCAGAAAAACUCGACAAGAACAACCAAGAACACCGACCUAUCCUACAUCAAUGGAAAUUUUCUCGAAUCUUCCGAUAUGAAUCAGGAGAAUCCACCUUUCAUUCCUGGCUUCUAUAUGCUGAAAGUCUUACUAAACAAUACACACUUAUUAGGACCGCCUCGAACAAUAUUGAUGGGACUGUGCCUUCCUGGAACCUGCCAGCUACGAGAUGUUGUUCAAAUGACUCGUGCAAGUCGUACUACACAGCAAAGUUUCGAGAUAUUAGGCGUGAGAUCUCCAACGUUGAAUAAUUUUUCCCUUUGGAAAGAUAGCACGUUCCAGAUUCUAUGCACCGUAACAAUCGCAGUUACACUAUUGCUAGUUGCUGGCACUGGAUAUGACAUAGGAUUCAGAAGGAGAUUUGAAAAUAACCUACACAUAAAAAACUACACAAAAGAUUUGAAUUCUGAAUCGUCCUCUGGUCUAGGCUGUACCACAUAUGAUCUUACACAAAGCAUUGCUGAAAAAAUGAAUAAAGCCAAUAGCGAUGCGCUUAGUAUUCCAACUGGUAUUAAUAACAAUAACUCUGAUGAAAACCUUACCAUCGAUCCGUUAAGUGCAACGGAUGAAAAACUUAGCAUGUGGGCAGAGUUAUUACUUUCGUUCUCCAUGGUAACAAAUUUCCAAGCAAUUUGCGAUAGGAAUGUAGGCAACGAUACAAUUCCAUCCAUCCACGGAUUACGCGCACUAUCAAUGCUAUGGGUUAUUCUAGGACACACAAUGAUCGUAGUCUUCAAAUACUCGGAUAAUAUGGAACUCAGGAAAGUGGUGGAGAAUGAAGUUCUAUUCCAGGCUGUUUUAAACGGAGCUUAUAGCGUGGAUACAUUUUUCUUCAUCAGUGGUUUUCUCGUUUCAUAUUUAUAUUUUCGGACAAAUGCAAAAGGAAAACUCGAGAAGCUAACACAAGGUGUCAAUGAGUUCACAGCUGGAACAUAUCAUUUUUUCGGAUUAGUAGGAUAUCGUUUCGUCAGGUUGACUGCCCCAUAUCUAUAUGUACUUGGAGUGGUAGAAGUGGCCAUGCGAUAUUUGGAGCAGAACUCAGUGUUUGAACCUCCAACACAAGACCAUAUAAACUGUCCAAAAUAUUGGUGGCGAAACAUAUUGUACAUUAAUACAUUUUUUCCAGUGGAACAAAUGUGCAUGCUCUGGAGUUGGUAUUUGGCAGACGACACUCAAUUUUACAUCAUUGGAGCAAUAAUUUUGAUCAUAGCUGUGAGACAUUUCAAGUUUGCUGCUGGAAUCCUAACUGUCUUUAUGAUAUCUGCGUGGGCAACUACCGCGUACAUAGCUUUUUCAAAUAACCACAUGCCGAAUGGGGACGAUCCAUUUGCAUUAUUCGAUAAAAUUUACGAUAAACCUUGGACGCGACUAGGGCCGUAUCUUGUUGGAAUGUGUGUAGGUUGGACUCUGUUCAAAACGAAUUGCAAAAUUUGUAUUCCAAAAAUUGUAGUUGUCCUAGGAUGGACUGCGUCAACAAUCACGAUUCUUUAUUUACUGUUUGGACUUUUCAACACUACACUGACCAAAAUAGCGGCAGCAGCAUACAGCUCUCUAAGUCACACAGCAUGGGCAGUAGCUUGUGCCUGGGUUAUAAUUGCCUGUUCUACGGAUCAUGGAGGUUGGGUGAAUAAACUAUUAUCAGCUCCUGUUCUCUACCCUUUUUCAAGAGUGACAUACUGUGCUUACUUGGUUCAUCCAAUAGUAAACAGAGUUUAUGCAAUGGAGUCAGAUUCACCAAUUCACAUGACUCCAAACAAUUUGGCUACGCUUUAUUUAGGCCAGGUUGUGUCAUCAUACGUUUUGGCUUUCAUCAUUUCCCUUUCUUUCGAAGCUCCUGUUGUUACAAUGCUUAGAAUUAUGUCGCAUAAUAAAUCAAAGUAAACUUAUUGUGUGAUUGAGGAGGAAAAGUGUGAUUAAUGUUAAUGAUGUUGACAAGAAUACAUGUUCAAAUUAAAAAUUUUAUAUUCCUUAUAAUUAAAACCAAAAGCUAUCUAGUUAUUAAGUGGUAUUAAUAUAGAGUUUUGUGUGUCUCAAGGUAGAAAUGGUGUUUCAAACCGAUCUUGCAACAUCGAAUUAAUUAUGCAAAUAAAUGCUCGUGAAUAACAAAUGAAUUGCGAAAGUGAAAUAAUUUUAUGUUAAUGUUCACAAUAUAAACCGAAAACAAUACAUUCAAACAAAAAUUGGCCUUCAGGAUCCUUGAUCUUGUACGCCUGUAAAUACGUGCGUUGAAACGUUCAAAUAAGUUCAAAAAAUACUAGACUCGCACACCAUUUUUGUUGUGCUUCCCGAAUCGAAUGUUCCCAUCAAUUUUAACAGGGAUUUGAAUAUGCAAAUCUUCUUAUCAACUAUAGACGUAUUCUGCGUAAUAGUAUUACUUUUUGUAGUAACUAGAACUUUGGUAUUUUGUCAGGUGUGUGAAGUGAGAGUAGUUGUGAAGUAUAUGUAUCAUCAUAACAAA